UUUUUAAUAUGUUCUUCAUCCAUUUGUGCUCUGUUUUCUUUAUAUGUUUUGAUCCUACUUCACUUGUGUGGGUGUGUAAAACCAAUCAGACCAUUCCACCUUAAAUUCCAUUCUUCCAAUAUGCAUCCAAUUCGAAUUUACAACGCCAUGAAGAAAGUUUUCUCAGAGAAGCUUUAAUCAGUUGAUUGAGGGGGAAAGGUGACAUCUUGGAUCAAUGGGUGCUUAUGGUUUUGCUGUUUUCUGCUUGAAUUUAAAGAUGCUUGUGGGGGCUUUCUUCAUCUUGGCUGUUCGUACUGAAGAUGGGACUAAUCCGCAAGAUGGAUAUCCUAAUCUACCAGGAUGGAUCCCAAAUAGCAGUCCAUGCAGUGGAGGUUGGCAAGGUGUUUCCUGUGAUCUCUCAGACAUAGUUUCAAUAAUAAUCAAUGGUGCAAAUUUGGGUGGUGAAUUGGGCACUGAGUUAGGAUCAUUUUCCUCUAUCAAAAUAAUAGAUCUAAGUAACAACCACAUUGGAGGCGCAAUUCCAUCCAAGCUACCCCUCACAUUAGAAAAGUUGUUUCUAUCAGAUAACAAUUUUACCGGAAACAUUCCUGAUUCCUUAUCUUCACUGCACAACCUCUCAGCUAUGUCUCUAAAUAACAACCAUUUAAGCGGAAAAAUUCCUGAUUCCUUUGAAGGCCUCGUCCAUUUGGUCAACCUAGAUUUGUUCAGCAAUAAUUUGAGUGGGAGAUUACCACCAUCACUUGGGAACCUUUCAUUGGUGACUCUUCAUUUGCAGAAUAAUCAGCUUUCUGGAACUCUGGAUGUUAUACAAGAUCUUCCACUUACAGAAUUAAAUAUAGAAAAUAACCAGUUUUCUGGUCCCAUACCUCAGAAGCUCUUGGCCAUUCCAAAUUUCAUGAAAGAUGGGAACCCCCUCAACGGUAGUAUUGCUCCUUCGCCUCCACCAACACCCUCCAUACCACCUUCUGCAUCUCCACCAACGCCCUCCAAACCACCUUCUGCAGCACCACACUUUAUUGUGGCUCCCAUGUCUGCACCAACCCUACCAAACACUGCAAGAGGGCCGGGAGUACAGACUUACGGACAAUCACCAGCUGAAGGUCCAAUGUCAAAGAAAAACAAGAACUCAGGAUCCACUAAAAGGAUAGUUUGGAUUUCAAUUGUGACUAUAAUAUCAUGUAUAGUAUUGGUUUUAGCUGCCUUGCUUUGUUUGCCGAAGCGCCUUUGGGAAAGGAAAGGUACACACAAAAUUCGUGUGCAAAAAGCUCUUGAAGCGGUAGAAUUAAACGAGAAGUACAUAAGCUCGUUGGCUUCCCCUGUGAAGCCAUAUACUCCGGUGCUGGAUGUACUUAAGCCAAUUCCAAGGGGAAGCCAUGAGACAACCAUGAGCAUAUAUGAUAAUGAUGGGAUACCACCACCACCGCCUCCUCCCAUACCACAACCACUCAAAGAGGUUACAGGUGCACAACAAACCAUAGUAAAGCAUUCAAUGACACAACUACCGCCAUUGUACUCAGUUGCAGAUCUUCAGCAAUAUACCAAUAGUUUUUCUGAAGAUAAUGUUAUUGGAGAGGGAACACUGGGAAAAGUGUUUAAGGCAGAGCUUCCUGAUGGCAGACAUCUUGCUGUGAAGACACUUGAUAAGAGAGUCCGUGGUAGGCAAAGUGAUGAAGAAUUUCUGGCUCUUGUAAGCAACAUUGAUAGAAUUCGCCAUGAUAAUGUUGUCCAGCUCGACGGAUACUGUGCAGAGUAUGGCGAAAGACUGCUGGUCUAUGAGUAUUGCAGGGAAGGUACAUUGCACAAUGCACUCCACACACCCGAUAAAGAGCUUUCAUGGAAUAUGCGCAUCAAUUUGGCCCUUGGAGCCGCUAAGGCCUUGGAGUACCUACAUGAGACAUGUGACCCACCAGUUGUUCAUAGAAACUUCAAGUCUUCAAAUAUUCUCCUUGAUCAUAAUGAUGAUGGUGAUCUUGUUGUUCACAUCUCUGAUUGUGGGUUGGCUCCAUUGAUGUCAUCAGGAGAUGUCAGUCAGUUAUCAGGACAACUUCUUACAACAUAUGGGUACAGUGCCCCUGAAUGUGAGUCAGGGAUUUAUACCUUAGAGAGUGACGUGUACAGUUUUGGAGUUGUAAUGUUAGAGCUUUUGACUGGCAGAUUGCCAUAUGACAGGAGUCUAGGUGGUGGGGAGCAGUCCUUGGUGCGAUGGGCAUACCCUCAGCUUUGUGAUAUGAAUGCCUUGAAAAUGAUGGUUGAUCCUUCCCUUAAGGGAGACUACCCUGUCAAAUCACUCUCAAAGUUUGCGGACAUCAUCUCUUGCUGCAUGCAGGAGGCGCCUGGGUUCAGGCCUCAAAUGUCUCUUGUUGUAUCUGACAUCAUCCAAAUGAGGAAAGCUAUGGAGAGUGAAGCUCUGAUGGAGAGUGAAGCUCUAGACAGAUCCCAUGAUGAGGACUUAAUUCUAAGAGCCGAAAGAUUAAAGGCCAGGACAUUGGAUGACUUGAACCGUCAUAACAUGUCAACCAUAGCUUGACACAAACCAAUGUUUCAGUAUUUUACCAAACAAACAUGACAUGGUAAAUGACUGACCAAACACCAAGCAUAUAUUAUAAUAUUAAGACGGUGCAUUAAGGUACAUAUAUACGUAUAUACUCGACGACUAUAGUUUAAGAUCAUAAUUUGACAAGUUUGAACAUGGGACCUUUCAC
Messenger RNA from Cuscuta europaea, 2702 nucleotides. The record is from the annotation of a GenBank genome assembly. Lineage: Eukaryota; Viridiplantae; Streptophyta; Magnoliopsida; Solanales; Convolvulaceae.